AUGCGGAAGUUUGAUCUCUCCAUAUCUGGAGCUGAAGCAAAUUCUCUUCUAUGCGUUGGCAAUGAUGCAACUGGUAUUGCUGGUACUUAUUCUUUCUCUAUGUGUCAUGGAUAUUUUUAUCACAUGGAUGCAGCUGGUAUUGCUGAUACUUUUUCUUUCCCCAAUGUGAGAAUGUUUGGAUUAUUGCUGGCAGUUUUGGGAAUAUGUGGGAUCAUACUAGUUGGGAGUUUGAAAAUAACCUAUAGUUCCAUGCGCCGAAUGUUUGUUGGAUUCUUGAGUUGUGCUUCUCUGAUUUCAAUGUUUGCCUCUCCAUUGUUUAUAAUCAAAUUGGUCAUUCGCACGAAGAGUCUCGAGUUUAUGCCAUUUUGUCUUUUGCUUUCCACAUUCCUAAUAAGCGCCUCAUUCCUUCUUUAUGGGUUGCUCAGUGAUGAUGCUUUCUUUUAUGUAAGAGUCUUUUUUCAGCUCAUUUUUUUCUGUUUCUUUCUGAAAUAUUCAUUUUAG
Messenger RNA from Cicer arietinum (chickpea), 501 nucleotides. Lineage: Eukaryota; Viridiplantae; Streptophyta; Magnoliopsida; Fabales; Fabaceae. The record is from RefSeq and is a predicted model, not a curated record.